Messenger RNA from Styela clava, 1934 nucleotides. RefSeq lists its product as uncharacterized. Lineage: Eukaryota; Metazoa; Chordata; Ascidiacea; Stolidobranchia; Styelidae. The record is from RefSeq and is a predicted model, not a curated record.
UUCAUAUAGUCUACAAUAGGUAGCAUUAUAACUCAUAUUAUCAUAAAUCUACAACUAAUGGAUAUAGCAUUCACAUAACCACUGCCCUCCAAUCAACAUGGCGUCUGCAACCCUGCCAGCAACUUCCGGGUCACUUCCUGGUUCGAGGUCAAGUACUAGGUCACGGCACAGGCGCAGUGCAACACUGCCUACUCGACUGCCUUCUAUAGUCCCAAAGUCGACGUUGGUUGCUCCGAAGCUACACGAUAUCGAGCCAACUAAAAGGAUUGAUGUUCUACAUCCUCCCACAGUUCCAAGGCGUACAGUAUUUCUUGAAACAUUCGACUCCCAUGACCACAUGAGGCAGCGAUGCCAGUUAAUGCAACGACAACAAUGGUACAGAUACCAUGGCGAAUGGCAGAAACCAUUAUAUGGAACGCCGGCUGUUCGAGAAUCUUAUAGGUCAGAUAUAAGAAGUGUGCUGAAGACACAAAUGGAAGAUCGACAAACUAGAAGAAAAAGGGAUUGGGACAACGCCUUGUAUGAAAGUAUACAGGCGACAAAUCGGGACCGAAUGGAGGCAGAAAUGGACAUGGAGAAACGAAGAAAUAAAAUGAGACAUUUAAAUACUUUUACGCGGGAAAAUAAAAGAAUUAUGGAAGAAAAAUGGCAAGAACGAACCAGACUUCGAACAGUUGAGAAUAAGAAAGAUCUCGAACAAUUGCAAUACAAUCCUAUAAAUUGGAGCCACACACUCAAAUAAGCUACCAUUUAUGGUGGUCGGAUUCAUGCGCACGUUUGGACAAUUUGAACAAAAUCCCCACCGCCAAAGCCUAUUCGUUAAAAUGCCCGCACACACAACCACACAUACAUAUAAACAAAUUUAGUUAAAAUGUUCACACGCUACCACACAUACACAUAAGGUUAAUAUUUAUGGCUGAUAACUAUUGGUGGAUAUAAGUUCUAAUGACUAGAAACAUAUUUUGGCCGCCGUUGCAUGUUUAUAGACACACCCAAAAAAAGUUAUAUAUUGUGGUUAUAUACAGCAGGGUGUCCAUAAAGUUCCUUUACAAUUUCAAAUUUAUUAUGAAGUCAGUUCUCUCAGUAUCUUAAACCAGUUUUUUUAAAUGUCCAAGUAUUUUUACUUCAUUUAAUACAUCUGCGAGGGCCAAAACAAUAUAUGGUAACGAUAAAUUCUUUUUGCAAUUUAUAAAAAAGUAAAGACUUUAUGGAUACCCUAUAUUUCGACAAUUCAAGUUGUAACGAGAGACUGAUCAAUUACUCGGAAUUAGCUUCCUAAAUAGCUGGAAAAGCUUUGGUGAAGAAUUACAAAAUUCUACUAUUCAGUUAAUUUGCGAUUUUUUUCAUUCCCAAAGAAAGCACUAAAGGACACACACUGGAAAUAGCCUGCUACGGAAACAUCGCCCGCAACACUACCAUUCUUUCCAUUGUUGUAAAACGAUCUGUAUGUAGCUUUAUAAAUGCCAGCACACAGAGGAUAACUCGGUUAUUAAUUGAUAUUUCGUUUUACUUUACGUUUUUCAUAUGCCAGUAUAAAUAUUGUGGUAUGAUGAUACUAAAAAAUUUAAAUCCCCCAAAAUACUUGCCUCUCAAGCCCUCGUGAAAAUUUCCUAUAUGGAAUAUUUACUAAAUUUAACCCUUACCUAUAGCACUAUCAAGAGUCCCUGCAUUAAUAAUUUCUUCAAUGCCAAAUAUUUGUCUCGCUGGCGGUUAAUCACGAGUGUUCGAGUCAUGCUGUUCAGAUGACUCGAAUUCAACUCGAGUCGAGUCAAAGACUCAAGCAACCACUGGUGAUAACUAAUCGAAAAGUUCAUUUUUGACCAUUUUCUGCCAAUAAUUUAUAACUGUGCUUUUUUUACCAAAAUUAGACAAUUUUUUUAAUCUUUGCAUCACUGUUGAAAUUUUACUAUAAUAAAAUAGAUAAAAAUAAUGAA